AUGCAGGCUCCUGUGGUUGUUAUGAAUACCCAGAAUGAAGGGAGACAAGUCGGCCGCAAGGCACAGAUGUCAAAUAUCGCAGCUGCCAAAACUGUUGCUGAUAUUAUCCGAUCAUGUCUGGGCCCAAAAGCCAUGCUUAAGAUGCUACUUGAUCCCAUGGGCGGCAUUGUCUUGACCAACGAUGGGCACGCAAUUCUUCGAGAGAUCGAGGUCGCCCACCCUGCCGCGAAGAGCAUGAUAGAGCUGAGCCGGACACAAGACGAGGAAGUUGGUGAUGGAACCACGACUGUUAUCGUACUAGCCGGAGAAAUUCUGGCGCAUGCCCUUCCCCAGCUCGAACGCAAUAUUCACCCUGUUAUCAUAAUUUCUGCCUUCAAGCGAGCUCUUUCUGACGCCCUUGCCAUAAUCGAGGAAAUAUCUCUGCCAGUGGAGGUGGACGAUGACAAGGCCAUGUAUAACCUGAUACAGUCUUCAAUUGGUACCAAAUUUGUGUCUCGUUGGUCAGAGCUCAUGUGCGGCCUAGCUCUGAAGGCGGUACGGACCGUAUCUCUGGAUAACGGCAGCGGCAGGAAGGAAGUGGAUAUUAAACGAUAUGCGCGUGUUGAGAAGAUUCCCGGCGGCCAGAUCGAAGACAGUGAGGUUAUAGACGGUGUCAUCAUCAAUAAGGAUAUCACCCACCCCAAGAUGCGAAGACGGAUAGAAAACCCAAGAAUUAUUCUCCUUGAUUGUCCCCUGGAGUAUAAAAAGGGAGAAUCGCAGACCAACAUUGAAAUCAGCAAGGAAGAUGAUUGGAAUAAGAUUUUACAGAUCGAAGAAGAGCAGGUCAAGCGCAUGUGUGAUGCUAUCCUCGCUCUUAAGCCUGACUUAGUCAUCACUGAAAAGGGUGUUUCUGAUCUGGCACAACAUUUCCUAGUCAAACACAACGUUACUGCUCUUAGACGUGUCCGAAAGAUGGACAAUAACCGUAUCGCCCGCGCUACCGGCGCUACCAUAGUCAACCGUGUCGAUGACUUACAGGAAUCCGACGUUGGAACCCAGUGCGGUCUCUUUGAGAUUGAAAAGAUCGGCGAUGAGUACUUCUCCUUCCUGAGAAAGUGCAAGAACCCGAAGGCCUGUAGCAUUAUUCUUAGGGGUCCGUCCAAGGACAUUCUCAACGAAGUCGAACGAAACCUCCAAGACGCCAUGUCUGUGGCUAGGAAUGUUAUUUACCACCCACGUCUAUCCCCCGGUGGAGGUGCAACCGAGAUGGCGGUCUCUGUCAGACUCGCCAACCUAGCCAAGUCUAUUGAAGGCGUCCAGCAAUGGCCAUACAAGGCUGUCGCCGAUGCCAUGGAGAUCAUACCACGAACCCUGGUCCAGAAUGCCGGUGCCAACCCGAUCCAGGUCCUCACUGCUUUGAGGGCCAAACAUGUUGAAGGCCGCAACACCUGGGGUAUCGACGGCGAUACCGGAAAGCUCGUUGACAUGAAGGAGUACGGCGUCUGGGAACCUGAGGCUGUAAAGCUACAAAGCGUCAAAACCGCUAUUGAGUCUGCAUGCCUACUCCUGCGUGUCGAUGACAUCUGUAGUGCUAAAUCCCUUAACCAAGCUGCUAAUAUGGGAGGCGGUGAGGAGUAA
This is a messenger RNA of Microsporum canis CBS 113480, 1617 nucleotides long. RefSeq names its product T-complex protein 1 subunit gamma. Gene Ontology annotation, molecular function: ATP-dependent protein folding chaperone; ATP hydrolysis activity; ATP binding. Gene Ontology annotation, cellular component: chaperonin-containing T-complex. The transcript has 6 exons. Lineage: Eukaryota; Fungi; Ascomycota; Eurotiomycetes; Onygenales; Arthrodermataceae. Gene Ontology annotation, biological process: protein folding. The record is from RefSeq and is a predicted model, not a curated record. The coding region runs from base 1 to 1617 and encodes 538 amino acids.